Molecule: messenger RNA, 669 nt
Organism: Drosophila miranda
Lineage: Eukaryota; Metazoa; Arthropoda; Insecta; Diptera; Drosophilidae
Exons: 2
Coding region: 113-541 (142 amino acids)
Source: RefSeq, a predicted model, not a curated record
CUGCGCACUCGGCAAGUUGUGGGGAUGGAGAAUCGGUUGAAGUGAAGCCAAAAUUCAUUUUUCUGAGGAAGCUGAAAGUGAACAGUCGUGUAAAAAGAGCUUUGAAUUCAAGAUGAGUCGCAGAGAUCCAUGGAACACCAAAUUUCAAUACCAGUGCGAAUACAAGUCAUAUCCCAAUAAUGACUAUCAAGGCGAAUCUGGAGACUUUGCCCCAGCCCAGCAACAAAAUAGGGGUCAAAACUUUAAUUCGCGCGGAGCGCUAUGUCAGGAGACGAAGUAUCAAGUCACGGUCACCAAACGGGAAUUCUACACGGGUCCUGGAGACGCCAAGUGUCUAGACGGAGCAGGCGGGUCUGCCGUCCAGCAAAACGGUGCCGCCAAAUCGGUAUCGCGUGCUGCCGCUCGCAGAGAGCGUGGCUAUGAACGUCGGGCCCAGGCCACAGUUGAUGCCAUCGAUCGGGAACUGGCCAAGGAUCCCGCAUACCACAAGUGGAUAAGCCAAGAGCGUGGAGAAGAGUUGCAGGACUGGAGAUAUCUCUAGUUAGUUUCGCUUCAUCAACAACCAACGCGUUACAUCCCCAUUGUAUCGCAUUUCAAUUGCAUUUUCAAUAAAUAUUUGAAUGUUUGAUAUUUUGUUAAUAUGCGUUGAAUAAACAAGCGUCUUUUACU